AUGAAGCACCAAGACAGGUUCUACUCCGAGGGACAAGCGUACCUCGGCCCGAGAGAGAGUCCUCUGACCGAAACCCAUUGUAAUGUUUGGGAUUGGGAUCGACUGCGGAUGGUCAAGGUGAAAGGCAGCGCCAAGCUGUUUCCACCAGACGAGGAUAUAGAGAUCCCAAUCCUGGCACAAUUUGCGGGUUACUUGUCGCCGGAAGUUCGCACAGUCACUGUUGACGAUGAUGGACUUCUUGCUGGGGUCUCGACCGAUCCGGAAGAGGACGAUACCCCCUUUGUUGCAUAUCCUCCCCUCUCCGUUGCUGGAUCCCUCGCCGAUUGCCCUAAAAUCCAGUACUCUGAUCUUCAGGAGCUCGAUCGGCUUGGACCGGGUGUUGAUCUAUCAUCAUACAAAGAUGAAUUCGGGAUUCCUCACAAGGUUGCCUUCAAAUUCAACCCUUUGGACAAACCUCAGAGACUGCAGAUGGCGUGGGAUGAACUCAACCUUCUCAAAAGCUUGCCACCACAUCCCAAUAUAGUACCAUUUGAUCGCAUUGUACUCGAAGAUGUGGAGUCUCACGUGAUUGGAUUCACAACGAAAUAUAUUCCGGGUGGAACCCUCGACAAUACAAAUGUGCCUUUCCGAUUUGAAUGGCUGCAACAACUUACUCAACUUGUGGACUUCCUAAAUCUGGAACUGGGUAUCAUGCAUCAAGACAUUGCACCGCGUAAUUUUCUUAUCGAUCCUGACACAAACAAUAUCCUUCUUUUCGAUUUCGAUUGGGCUGCAUGCGGAAAAAGACGCUUGCUGGAAGGCCGAGAUGACGUGACUGGUGUUGUUUUCACACUCUACGAGCUCAUCACGAACGAUGCACAAUUCACGAGUAUUCCUCACUGGACCGAACCAUGGACAUGGUGCCGGGUAUUUCAGAAUGGCCUUGUAAUCGGAUGCUGGACUCUGACGUAUCAAAAUUCCGCAAAUUUUUGA
This is a messenger RNA of Aspergillus pseudonomiae, 972 nucleotides long. Its product is annotated as kinase-like domain-containing protein. The record is from RefSeq and is a predicted model, not a curated record. NCBI's taxonomy places the organism in Eukaryota, Fungi, Ascomycota, Eurotiomycetes, Eurotiales, Aspergillaceae. Gene Ontology annotation, molecular function: protein kinase activity; ATP binding. The transcript has a single exon. The coding region runs from base 1 to 972 and encodes 323 amino acids. Gene Ontology annotation, biological process: protein phosphorylation.